Messenger RNA from Ceratina calcarata, 733 nucleotides. RefSeq lists its product as uncharacterized. NCBI's taxonomy places the organism in Eukaryota, Metazoa, Arthropoda, Insecta, Hymenoptera, Apidae. The record is from RefSeq and is a predicted model, not a curated record. The coding region runs from base 173 to 535 and encodes 120 amino acids. The transcript is spliced from 2 exons.
UUCAUACGCUGUUAGAAAGAAAACGAAGUACAAAUUUACUACCUCUCUUUGUUUAACAGCAGCAGAGCGCAUGCUCUACAUGCAUACAGCGCAUGCUAUUUCGAUGCAUACAGCGCAUGCUAUUCCGAUGCAUAUUUUUUCAGGUUAUUAGCAGUUAUUAUAAAUUAUUAAAAUGUCGUGUAUUGUUUGUAAGGUGUUAUGGGUACUAGGAUGUGCUCGCAGUUUUCAUAAAUUUCCAAAAGAUCUUCAAAGAAGGCAAAAAUGGAUGCAAAUAAUUGGAAUUUCACAAGUAACAACUAAUACGUCCAUUUGUAGUGAUCAUUUCACAGCUGAAUCAUAUUAUGAAAGUAAUGCGUACACAAGAAUAAGAAGAUUGCUAUCAACUGCAGAGCCAAUAGUAAAUAAAAAUGUUGAAGUUCUGUUAUCUAAAAAUAUUUAUAAAAGACUAGUGAUUGAAACAUUAAAAAUUAUACCAUCUUCAGUUCUAGACGAUAAUGAACACUCUUUGGAACAACCAUUUUUAUGUGAUCAUUGACAAAAAUUAAUUUAUCUUAUUAUUCAAGACUAUAUAUUGAUAAAAGACUUAAGCAUGAAGGCAAUAAAAUGAAAGAUUUAAAAUUUAGGACGCGUAUGUUAUAUAACAAACUUACUAUUUUUAAAGGCGAGUGAAAUAAUGCAAACUAAUCUGUGAUUGUAGAUAAGUAUUGUUAUUUCAUUAAUAUGAACGUUAUUU